Aspergillus wentii DTO 134E9 is the source of this 1269-nucleotide messenger RNA. RefSeq lists its product as uncharacterized. The annotation marks the transcript as partial. Lineage: Eukaryota; Fungi; Ascomycota; Eurotiomycetes; Eurotiales; Aspergillaceae. The transcript has a single exon. The record is from RefSeq and is a predicted model, not a curated record.
AUGGAUUUAAGGUCAGAUAGAUCGUCUGUCCACCCUGACAGAUUUCGACUCUCUUCGUUUCCUCGCCAAAGAUGGUCGCAGAUUUCGCCUUCUUCUUACGCCUCCCCCGUGGUUGAGACUGCUGGUCCAUCUCACCAGGCAAACCCACGUCGCUACGAGUCUACGCUAGAUGAGUCUGCUCGAGCAUACCGUGCCUCUGCAUUGCGGCAACUGAAUGGGAAUCCCAAACCCUUAUCCCGAAAGCCUCGGCAGGCCAACCCAACUGGCGGCCGGUCCUCGACACUGGCAUCGCAGCCAGUGCUAGUUCGGACCUAUUCCGGCAAUACUGAUGAUAACGCAGGGGCAUCGAAAAUGCCUUCCCGGCGGUCGUUUCCUUUUGCGAGUAGUUCGAGCACCCAGGAGCGCCGACCACCGCUUCCGUCGGACGAAGAUUUCAGCAUCGACGGUAUCCUGCGAGCUAUUGAGCCCAACAUCCGCGGAACUUUGGACUCGAUUGCAGAAAUAUGUGGUCGCAGCAAACUUAGUCUUGCCAACGAGUAUGGGAGUCACAUCGCACCGUUGGGUGAGAUCCGAGCUCCCCCUGGCGGGCUAUUAACCGUUGAAGAAGCCAGCCCUGGCCAUGAGCAACAGUCUGAUGAAAAUGUUGUUAUCUAUGACGAUGAAAACAGUCUCAUGGAUGGGGGGGAUCAUAGUCCAUUUUCACACUAUCGCUAUCUAGAGAACAUAAGACAGGCUGCGACAACGGCCCAUAAUACGGGAUUUCAGCCAAUGAUGCCCUUUCCCUCUGGGGACGAGUCGUCAAUGCAAGCGCAGCCAGAGUCUUCAGGAUCUAACACGGCUGCAGACACUGGUUUCGAGCCAGGGAAUGAAAUUGAAUCGACCCCGACUACCAAAGAAUUCACAACCAAAUCAAAAUCCUCUGGUCGUGCGUUACUUGGAAAGAAUGUUGAAUCAUCUACGGAUGAUAAAUUUCAAAACAUUGUGACUCCAGCUGUUGUCUCUGAGACAUACCUUGAUGCCCAGGGAAAUGGCCCCCUGUCGUCGGAGCCACGUACCUUGGACUCUAGUCAAGACCAAAUGCCUUUCAAUGUCUUGGAGUUCAGUGCCAAUAGAAAUUCUGAAGACCUUACAUCGCAGUACAGUAAUGCAUCUGUUUUAGCGGACCUCCAGGCACUUUUUAACUGGCUGAAGCAUGCUUCGCACGGCAACACAUCAUCUCAGCCUCCUUUGUCGGCGGAGAUGCGACUGCGCGCAAUGCUCGAACGAGAG